UUGGGAUUCAAAUCACGGAGCGAAACACAGAGAUGGUCGAGUCCUGAGGUGAAGCCUGAGGCGGAGGUUGAGAGAGAGACAGAGUGAAUUAUUUUGAAGUUCGAAUCGAUCUCACUUUGGCGACGAGACGAAGCAACCCUUCACUGUCGAGAUCUGCGCGACUACCAGUUAGCUCGCCGACUUGCCGCCGAGCAAUCGGGAAUCCGACGCCCUUUUCACGGUUGAUGGUUGGGAGGAUAUGAUUAGGUUGAGAUUUUGGACUGGAGGGAAUAGAGUAGAGUUUCGAGUUCUCUUGUGUCGAAGGAAACAUGAGUCAAGGCCUUAGGGCUGGGGUGAUGGCGGCGCCAGCUCCGCGGCGGACCUUGACGAAAGAGGCGGACGAGGAACUCGCCCUAUUCUUCGAGAUGCGGAAGCUGGAGAAAGAGCGGAGCAACAAACCUCAACAUAAUGCUAGCGAAAUCGAUCUGCCAUUGGGCCUCAAACCAGGGUUUGCUCCCCUAUUUAGGAUCACCAAGGCUCGGAUGGAUGAAUUCCUGAACUCCGACCGGGGAAAAAAUGACUAUGACUGGCUUCUUACACCACCAGGUACUCCACUUCUUCCAUCUUCAGAUACUGAAUAUAGAAGAUCUCCUAUCAGCAGUAAUGGAACUCCAAAGGCUUGUCACACUAUGCUGAGAUCUAGGUUAGUGAAUGCUCCAGAUCCGUUAAGAGACACAUUGUUGCCCAGAUCUGCCUUGAACUCAUCUGCCAUGGGAAUCCGGAGACCAUCAUCUGCUGGUGGCCGUAAUAAACCAAGACCUGCUACUCCAACUGGACGUCCUACAAUACCUGCUGCUCCAAUAACUACCAGUAGACCUUCAACUCCAACCUCCAGAACUGCUUUACAUGCAAAGUCACAAGCUCCGUCAAGAUCAUCAACACCAGUCAGGUUUUCUACACCAACAUCCAGACCAUCAGUAUUAGCAACAAGUAAUCAUGCAUCGAGGUCAGCAACUCCUACAAGAAGGCCUUCAGUCCCAUAUAAUACAUCUACUGUUUCUGCUCCACCUAGUCAACUAUCUUCUGUCGUAAGAUAUGCUUCAACAGCAUCCAAAUGUUCAGCACCGUCACGAGGAAGUUCCCCAACGAUAAAAUCUGGACCAUUAAAACCUUCAGACAUCCCUGGAUUUUCACUUGAUGCACCUCCAAACUUAAGAACAUCAUUGCCUGAUAGGCCCUCUUCAGCUUCGCGUGGCAGACCUGGAGCUCCCACGAGACGAUCAUCUUCCGUUGAACCUGGACCUGGUCGACCAAGGCGCCAAUCUUGCUCUCCAUCCAGAGGUAGGGCUCCAAAUGGUAACAUUCAAAAGGUAAAUUCUGUGCAAACGCCAAACAAACUUCAGCAAAAGGGUGGUGAUGUGAAUCCUGUUGCAAUUGGAAAUACAAUGGUUGAGCGAACAGUCAACAUGAGAAGGCUCAUGCCCCCAAAGCAAGACGACUGUCAAUUCAGCUAUAGUAAUCUCUGUGCUAAAUCUUCUCGUUCACCAGUGAGCACUGGUUUCGGGAGAUCACUGUCAAAACAAUCCUUGGAUAUGGCAUUCAGACACAUGCAGGAUAUCAGGCGGACCAUUCCCAGCUAUUUGAAGCCAGGCAUGGCAAAUGCUUCAGCAUCAUCGUCGGUUUAUAGUGCGAGAUCAGUGCCCGCAAGAAGUAGGACCUUGAGCGUUUCAAACUCUCCUCUUGCCACAAGUAGCACCACCAGUUCUGAACGAAGCGUAAACAACAACCAUACAGUCGGUGUUGAUGGAAGUGAGGUUGAAGAUGAUAUUAUUAGUGAGAAAGGAAGCAUUUGUUCCUCUACUAUCUCCAUUACCAGAUGAUCAAAAAGUAGAGUUCUUUUCUGUUUAAAUAAGUGCUGCCUAUUUGAGUACAAGAGGGAGGUCUCUUUUGGAAUGAUCUGAUGAUUUGUGUACUAGUUUGUUUUGGGACUGCUUGUUCCUUGUAUUUACUGUUCUAAAUGUUUAUUUACAUUACUAUAUUCCUUCGUAAAGCAUUCGCAUAA
Zingiber officinale is the source of this 2041-nucleotide messenger RNA. Its product is annotated as sialidase-like. The record is from RefSeq and is a predicted model, not a curated record. NCBI's taxonomy places the organism in Eukaryota, Viridiplantae, Streptophyta, Magnoliopsida, Zingiberales, Zingiberaceae. Bases 309 to 1859 code for a protein of 516 amino acids. The transcript has 6 exons. Gene Ontology annotation, biological process: cortical microtubule organization. Gene Ontology annotation, cellular component: cortical microtubule.